AUGUCGUUUCAAAAACUAGAAAAGAUUGAAGUUGUUGUGAUGGAAGAAGGAAAUCCUCCUGUAAGGCGAUGGGAGGACCUUAAUAUUGAUAUGUUGGUGAAGAUAUUCCAGUCCUUCGACCUUUUCCAGUUAAUCUCUGUAAUUCCUCAAGUUUUUCCUGCUUGGCAAUCGACUUGUUCUGACCAACGUCGUUGGAAAACGCUGGACUUGUCAAUAAUGCAGUCAAAUUUCAUCAGAGUUUCAAUAUCGCCUCAGUUGACUUAUAUUGCCAAGAGGUGUCCACGGCUUAAACGCCUUGUUAUGUCUGCUUGGGAAAAACUAGAAAAGCAAACAAUAUGUAGUGCUUUUCAUGAAUGGAAAGAUGUUGAAUCACUGACGAUGCCUAGUUUAGAAGAACCUGCAUAUGUCAUUGAGAAAAUUGGAAGGAGUUGCAAAAAACUUUCCGAGCUCAAGAUUAUGACUCCCUGCGAUAUACUGUUUGCAUCUGCACUGGUCUCAUUUCUUCCAAACUUGAAAGUGUUGAGUGUGAGGUGUACGAAAUUAUCUAAACCUGCUUUGGUUAUUCUCUUGGAUGGGUUAAAAAAGUUGAAAGUGCUCAACAUAUCGCAUUGCAUAAUUACUGAAGACCUUCCACCACCUGCACCGAUGAAAAUUCUGACCGAGCUUGAUGAAUCCAUUCUGGAAAAAAGUGUCUAA
This is a messenger RNA of Solanum tuberosum (potato), 696 nucleotides long. RefSeq names its product F-box/LRR-repeat protein At3g48880-like. The transcript is spliced from 3 exons. The record is from RefSeq and is a predicted model, not a curated record. Lineage: Eukaryota; Viridiplantae; Streptophyta; Magnoliopsida; Solanales; Solanaceae. The coding region runs from base 1 to 696 and encodes 231 amino acids.